Molecule: messenger RNA, 1008 nt
Organism: Cutaneotrichosporon cavernicola
Lineage: Eukaryota; Fungi; Basidiomycota; Tremellomycetes; Trichosporonales; Trichosporonaceae
Exons: 3
Coding region: 1-1008 (335 amino acids)
Source: RefSeq, a predicted model, not a curated record
AUGGACUUUGACCCAGGCUACCUCGCCAUCUUUGUGGCCAGCCGGCUCACCAGCACGGCGUUCGGCAUGCCCGUCGCGGGCGCGCUGACGCGCAUGCAGUCCAACUGGGUCCCGAAGGGCAAGGGGGAGAAGGGGGAGAACGUUGACGUCGCUAAUGACUGUACCGACCUCGGCGUGAUCGGCACGAUACGGCGGACGUGGACCAUCGAGGGCGCGGGGGGUAUCUUCAAAGGCACAUACCUGUCGACGAUUGCGUCGCUCGCUGGCUCGUUUGGCUCGGCAAUGGUCGACCUCGCCAGUCCGUUCCCCCGCGAACCUGACUCUGACGCGAUCACGAACGUCAUUCGCGGCCUCGGUCUCUCGUCUCCCGCUAUACUUGGUGCGAGAAUCACUGCCGCCGUCGCUACCAACAUCGCCUUUAUCCCCUUCAAGGUCCUGAUUUCGCGCUCUGUCGUCACUCCUCUUCGCCUCUCAAUGUCCCCAAGCUCUAUUCGGGGAAUCACGUCCGAGCGCGAGCGUAAUGGGCCCUGGCGUCUGUGGGCCAUUCCUGGCAUGAUCGCCAACAUUACCCUCCAGACUCUCACACCCUUUCUCGUCACUGCUGUCACUCUCCCGCUCCUGUAUGCAGCCGCUGCUGCAGCCACGCCACAGGCAGAGAACGAGACCGUCACGGCCGGGUGUGCGCUUGCUUACAUUGCCGCCAACACGAUUCCCACGCUUUGGAUGGCGCCGCUCAAGGUGCUCGAGGAGAAGCUCGCCGUUGCGCCCGACGCUGAUAUGGCCGAGAUCAAGGCUACCGACGCCGAGUUUGAGCGCUUUUCCGCCGAGGACGUUGUGGUUGCCCGCCCACCGCCUCGCUACACGGGUCUCAUGGACGCAUUCAACACUGUUAGGAAGGAGGAGGGAAUCGGUGCGCUUUACCGCGGCUGGAUCUGGACUGCUUUUUAUCUGAGCGUGUCCGCGCUUAACCAGGCUGUGGUCGCGGUCAACGCUGCCAAAUGGCUGUGA